This is a messenger RNA of Labeo rohita (rohu), 6668 nucleotides long. RefSeq names its product family with sequence similarity 117 member Bb (gene fam117bb). Gene Ontology annotation, biological process: G protein-coupled receptor signaling pathway. The transcript has 8 exons. Bases 134 to 1927 code for a protein of 597 amino acids. The record is from RefSeq and is a predicted model, not a curated record. Gene Ontology annotation, molecular function: somatostatin receptor activity. NCBI's taxonomy places the organism in Eukaryota, Metazoa, Chordata, Actinopteri, Cypriniformes, Cyprinidae. Gene Ontology annotation, cellular component: membrane.
GGCAGUCAGAGAGCAGAAAACAGACUUUACAUGGAGUGACAAGGGCACCAAAGAGCCUUAACCACCUCAGACAGCCUUAAACGUACGUUUAAAGUGUUUGUGUUGAGUUUUGUGUCAUUUCCCGGCGAACGAAAUGUCUCAGAGAGUUCGCAAAAACGGAUCUCCGACGUCUAACUGCAGCGGGGUGGCCGCGGGAAGCCCGAGCGGAUCCCCGGGGAUCAGCGCCGCUGGAGUGAGUUUGCUGGGUCGCCUGCUGCCCAUGAAAGCCACGGUUCCCUUCCAGCUGAAAACGCAGACACAGCACCCUCUACAGUCACGGACAGUCCUCGCCACCGGUAACGGUAAAUGCCACAGCAGCGGAACCCACAGCCGGAGCCCCACGCGAUCCCUCUCCUCCAGUGCCUCAAACGUUUCUGCAGCCACGUCCACUUCCUCUGCGACGUGCUCGCAGUUCAUCACUGCCACAGCUGUUUCCUCCGCUCCCUCCUCCUCCUCAUCUUCUUCAUCGUCAUCUUCAUCCUCAUCGAGAACUAGCCCCAUUAUCGCUGUGCACGCGUCAAAGGUACCUGUGCCACCCUCGUCAUCACCCUACACAGGUGUGCACUUGAGCCCCCAGUGCUGCUCUCCCUCCAGCUCGGACACUUCAGCCCUUACCUCUAAUUUAUCAGCCUCUCCGUCUUCACCCUCGUCGCUGUGGUCUUGCGGUCACAGGGCCAAACCCCUCCAGACCCCUGAACAUGACAGACUGUCUCCAGAGAGGCUCAGUCCCAGCUCACCUGUCUGCACAGACAAACAUAGGCUUCCUGUGGCAGGGUCUUGGUAUACCACCAGCAAUAACGGUAGCAUUCGUCGCACCUCUUCUUUGGACGCGCUCACGGCCCCUUACCUGUCUGGACACUGGCCUCGGGACGCCAACCACGCCCCUUGUGCCCCUUGCAUGAGGGACAAAUCCACCCAGACCCCCAGCGCCUGGGCCGAUGAAUGCGAAGAGAAGAAGAGGGGCUGUCACAAGCGCUCAGCCUCCUGCGGCAGCACUGACCAGCUAAAAGAGAUUGUGAAGCUGAGGCAGCAGCUCCAGCGCAGUAAACACAGCAGCCGUCACCAUCGCGACAAGGAACGCAAAUCUCCCUUCAAUGGCCACCAUGCUGCUUUCAGCCAAUCACAGGCUCCUAUUCCAAAGAGCGUCCUGAUCUCUAUUCCCAUCUCCAAGUCCUCUGUCUCUCGUUUUCGGAACAGCGUGGAGGGGCUGAAUCAGGAGAUCGAGCGCAUCAUUAUCCGAGACACAGGAGACAGAGAGGAGCAGCUCAUUCCUCAGGAGGCUCCAGAUGGGCAUCGGGCUCCUCCUCCUCUCUGCCAACGCAGCGCCAGCUCCCGCAGCAUUGACACACAGACGCCCCUGGGCAUGGCAGCGGGCAGUAACCACAGCAACAGCAGCAGCCGCUCUCAGUCCAUCUCACCCACGUUCCUGAACGUGCCAAGCGAGCCCUGCAGCGAUAGUCCAUCUCCACACGAGGACGAGACUCUGGCUGACGGCCGUGAGAAAGAUCUGGCCCCCAGCUCACCCCUACCCAAAUACGCCUCAUCCCCGAAGCCGAAUAACAGUUACAUGUUCAAACGCGAGCCACCCGAGGGCUGCGAGCGAGUCAAGGUCUUCACAGAGGAAACACAGGCCAGGCCUUCGCGGGAGAUCCCACAGUUCCUGUGCCCAGAUAGGAACAAGGUCAAUUUCAUCCCUAAGAGCGGCUCUGCGUUCUGCCUCGUCAGCAUUCCCAAACCGCUGAUGCCCACACAGGAGCUCAACAACCUCAAGAACCAGAGCGCCGCCCGUCUCACGCCCGAACCCGAGCCCAGAGUCUCGCGAAGAACCUGCAUGCUUUCCCAGCAGCCCUCAGGCUCCUCCCCUUCCUCCUGUCUGUCAGAGAGUUAGUCACGCCCCUCAAUGAGUGUCCUAGCAACUGCGUCCGCAUACUCUGCACAUUUCAAUAAUCAAACAUGAUGAAAAAAGAUUGACUUUUAGAGAACAAAGCGGUUGUUAAUAAUCAACGGCUGAGAAGAUAAAACGGUUGCCUUUUGCUAUGCACAUUUUUAGCUUUGUGCUCGUUCUCAAAGAACAAAGAGGCCAUUUUUGGGUGGGGGGUUGGGUUUGUGAUAAACGUAUUUAGCUUUUUCUUAUUCCUCUACCUUUCAUAGAUACGAGUGAACCUGAGAAUGUGUCUCAGAUCGCUAUAAAUACGAAUCUAAAUGAUGAUUCAGUGCUGAGGUGGCUACAUAGAUCCGUUUUUGUGAGACACAGUGUAUAUUUUAUAAUAGUUUGCAGUGGAUCGCGUUUGCGAGAAUCGUUUCUAGGACCAACACAUCAUUGAAUAAUGCCGUUUUGGAUGAGACCGAGAGACCUGUUAGAAUGAAUUCUGGGUUGAUGAAGGUCUCUGGGACUGAAUCGUUUUCAUAGUAGCCAUUCAGUCCGGACAAGGAGGGAACGGUUCUCAACGUUUUCUCCUCUUCCUUUCUCACUGGCGGUGAGGACACAGAAAUGUACUAAAGAUAAGACUAGCGAGUGCGAGAGAGAGCGUCACUUAACGGCUACAGGACGAGUUGCCUGUAAACCUGAUUCUUUUGUUUGCAUAGUUGUAAAAUGCGUUUCAAAUGCAUAUGGGUCCAAACUCUGAACUUCAAACCCAGCAGGGAACAAAGUGAAUGAGCUAGAGGAGGGCACCACAGGAUCUUGGUGGAUGUUUUCUCACCUCUCGCAAUGAUUAAGCCGAUUUAGCUCGAGGAAUGUUUGAAAGAAGGACACGACAAGUACAAAAUCGAACUGCGAAUGCAUAAAUGUCCAGGUAGUUAACAAUUCAGAUGUCUAUAAAAACAUUCACGUAAUGUUUCCUGUGAUAACCAAUGAAAUAGUUUACAGAGUCAGAGCACAAUAUUGUCAUUAGAUUGAUUUAAAUGCAUGCAUUCUGGGAAGUUUCAGUCUGUGUGUGUGUGUGUGUGUGUGUGUGUGUGUGAGUAGAUUUAAGCAAUUAAUUAAGCAAAAGGCACAGAUUUUCUCUCCGUUUCAGUGUCUAAAUGGCAUUUUCAUCAUGGAGCAGACUUUGCCAAAUCUUCCUUAGGCUGAUUUCCUAUGCUGUAGGAAUUAUUUUGUAAGAAAUCAAGUGGUGUCUGUUGAAAGAUUGUCGUUUUAUGCAGCUCACGCAAGUGCUUCUGUAGACUUGGCCAAAGAGAACAUUUCCUGUGGCACAGUGACAGUCAUUGUAAAUGGAGAAAGAUGGACUUAUAAGGCGACUUAAAGGAACAGUUCACCCAAAAAUGAAAUUGAGUCAUUUAUUUUUAGGCUACAUUCACACUCCAAGCCUCAGUACUCAAUUUGCUCAGAUCUGAUUUUUUUUUUUUUAUAGCAGCUCACAUUGUUGUUUUAAAUGUGGCCAAUAUUAGAUUUCCAUUGUGAACAGAUCAUGGUUCUGAACUGACCCGCAUGCACAAAAAACAAAGCAAAACCAAAAAAAAAAAAAAAAAUACGAAUAGGGUUGCCAGGUUUUCACAACAAAAUCCACCCAAUUACUUAUUAAAACUAGACCAAAACUAUCCUAAUCGCAUUCCGGGGGAUAAAUAUAGCGUUAGUGGGGUUGCUUCAACCCACAGCAACAGUGAAAAAGUAUCCAAAUUCCGCAGGAAAACUGUGGACUUGGCAACACUUGUGCAGUGUGACAUCAUACGGAAGUAAACACAGAGGACAUACCUGUACCUGUGGAAACUUUUCACACGUACCAAUAAGUACAUAUCACUGCAGUUUUCAACAGAAAUGAACAAUAGAGGUGGUAAAACAGUGAGCACUUGCAAUCAUUUCAUGCACAGUUAUGAUUACAGCUCAUAGCACGCUCAGUAGCUCAUUCGGCACAGAAUUGGACUUUGGAUGUGGAAUCCUUGGGUACAAGUCCUGCGAAAACAUGACCCAUGCGCAAAGAGAUUCAAGAUCGAAAAACAAGCUAAAAACGGCAUGCUUGCAAUUGCAUUUUUACAUCACAUUCAAUUUGUUCAUACUAUCAAGUAGGUUUAGGUGUUGUGCAGAUGGUACGUUAUUUUAAAAUCGCAAUUGAAAAGAUCAGAUUCCAAGUGGUUUGUGCUCACACAAUUCACACUGUGUUUAGAAAAACAGAUAUGACUCAUCUGUGAGCAAAAAAAAUUGAUUUGGGGCAUAUUUGCAUGCAGUAUGAAUGUAGCUAUGUUCACACUGAGAUACAAAUUUUUUUGUAUAGCUGAUUACAUUGUUGUUUUAAAUGUGACCAAUAUCAGAUUUUCAUUGUGAACAGAUCAUGGUUCCGAACUGACCCGCAUGCACAAAAAAAAAAUACAACCAGGGUUGCCAGGUUUUUACAACAAAAUCCACCCAGUUGCUUCUCAAAACCAGACCAAAACUAGCCCAAUCGCGUUCCUGGGGGUAAAUAUCACGUUAUUGGGGUUGCUUCAACCCACAUAGUUGAAAAACAUGGCAACAACAAAAAAGUAGCCCUAUUUCGCAGGAAAACUGUGGACUUGGCAACACUUGCGCAGCAUGCCGUCAUUUGUAUUUAUGUGAUAUGCUGCAAAACGCUAGACGAUGUGACAGUUUUGAAACUUUGAUAUGAGCUGUAAUGUUUUGCUUGUGUAUAGAGUUGUCACUGUAAUACUUAUUCUAGUUCUGGACACACAGUGUUGCCAAGUCUGUGGUUUUCCUGUGAUACUGGGCUACUUUAACACCAUUGCAGUGGGUUGUUUUUCAUAUUCGCGGGUUUAAGUGAAGCCAAUAACAUGAUAUUUAUCCCCUGGAAUGUGAAUUUUACCUGGGGAACCCUGCCAAAAAAGUGUAUUUUACCUCCCGAAAUGUGGUUUUUACAAGGGAACCCCCACUGAAACGUGAUUGGGCUAGUUUUGGGUAAUGGGCGGGUUUUGUUGCAAUAACCUGGCACCCUUGCUUCCACCGACUACCUUUCACUUAGUCUUAAUAAUUGGGCAUGUAAAAUCUGACUCUCAUGAGGACAGAAUCAUGAUGAAUGUUAAUCUAGAAUGACAUAAAAAUCGCAUGAAUUCCAAUUUGACUGUUCAGACUGGGGUCACAUUGAUAAACAUCUGACCUGUAUCAGAUUUAGUACCACAAAUCAGAAUUGAAAAGAUCAGAUUCCAUGUGGUUUGUGCUGUUCACACUGUUAUGAGAAAAACAGAUCUGAUUCAGAUUUGGGCCAUAUUUGCUUGCAGUGUGAACGUAGCCUUAGUCUUUCCAAAUUUGUAUGAUCUCCCAUCUUCUAUGUUUCUUUAAAUCAUGUUAUUUUGUGUUCCAAAAAACAAAUGUCACACAGGUUUGAAACGACCUGACAGAAUGUUCAUUUUUGACUGAACUCUGCCUUUAAUGGAUAAUAAUAGUACUACUCAUUCACUUCCAGGAGUAAUUUAGAAGUUUCAAGCUUUAAAGCUUAGAAGUGCUGUGGGAAGGUUGUCAGCGUAACACACAGGUCACGGACGGUCCGCUUUGGGACCAUGGUUUGGCAUGUGACCUUCUCUCACUUGUGUUUGGUGUGUUUGUGCUUUGUGUGCAGGGUGGGGUUCCUCACGGUUGUUUUGUUGGGAGGCAUUUUAGCAGAGUUCCUGUUUUUUCGUGUUCACUGUUGUAGUUAAGGUAUUGUUUUGAGCUUUAAACUAAAUGCAACAUGAACCUGGAAUAUCUUAGCACUUUUAUACCAGCAUUGUGAAUCGAGGCCUCUGUGUUUGAACUGAAAUAAUAAUCUCACAGCCUGUGAUUACUAUCGUAGAUCAGUACUCAGGAAUGUAAAAGCAGCAAUCUCUUUUGGCAACGGCACAAGAAUCCAAACACUUCUUGCUCAAAAACAAAUUGAUAACGUUUUAUCAAGCGCUUUGUAUAUCUCCUUAGGAUAUGUAUUGAAGUAGAGAACUCUCUCGCUGUAGGGCCAAUAUUAAUAUCCUUUUUUAUAUGGGUAGAGGCCUACUCUUUGUAAUUAGAGCGGAAUAUCAGUCAGAUAUUAAUAAUACAUACGUACAACUUCUCUAACACGGGACGGUGAUGUAUGAUGGGAUACUGUGUUGUAUGCGGUCUGUCUCAGUGGAUGUUUCUCCACAUACACCAUGUAGUCUCCUGUGUUGUUACGUGUGUAUGGAACUCAAGAAAAUAAAGUUGCACUCGCUCCAAUUGUCUGAGGGUGUUAUUUGACGUGUGAGUUGAGUUUGGGGUUAACUGUUUUUCCAAUAAUGAGAUGUCUUUGUUGGAUGAUGUGAAGUAUGAUCAUUAGCUGGUGCUGGUAUCAAAGAGAGCCCAAGAAUAUUAAACAAAGCCUUCCAAGGGUCAUUAGAAAUGUGUUUCAUCUCUUGCUGAGAACAAAAAUGUGGAGUAAUGAAAAUAUUUGCAUUUUGGCACCAGACCUCUAACAUGUGUUUCGGAGGCUCUCUCACACACCACCUAGUGGUAAUCAUGCUGUAAGAAUGUAACAUGAUGGACACAAAUCAAGAGUGACACUUCACAUAUGGAAAAAAAUUUUACUCACCCUAAACUUCUAAAAGGUAGUAUAGACAUAUCGAAUUGGUACACACUCCACUGUUUCACCCGAACUAGGGAAAAAAGAAAUCAAAAAGUUAACACCAAUGGAUGAUUGUUGACCAUAUUUAUAUACAAUCACUGAUCAUGUUCA